Molecule: messenger RNA, 10820 nt
Organism: Seriola aureovittata
Lineage: Eukaryota; Metazoa; Chordata; Actinopteri; Carangiformes; Carangidae
Product: mucin-2-like
Exons: 5
Coding region: 733-3495 (920 amino acids)
Source: RefSeq, a predicted model, not a curated record
UGACGAGCCGCUGGCGCUGAUGGCGGCGGGGCUGGCGGAGGGUCGCACCGAGGAGGGAGAGCGAGGAGGCGGGGAACCGGAGAGACAGAGAGAGGAGGCCCCGGCGGUGCCGAGCACCAACACACGGACGGACGAACAGUAAUCACACCGACAACAACAGCAGCGAGGCCCGCAGACGGACGCGGAAGAGGAUGGACGGAAGGACGGAGUGUUCAGGCCCUCUUAUUGGCCGUCAUCCUGUCUCACUCCACCAGCCGGUACUCUACCACAGCUGCAGUACUUGUGGUGUUUAGCGUCAGUCAUCAGCACCACUACCUGUGUUUGCUAGUUGAGAUUUAUUGAACCAUCAGAGAGUCCGCAGCUGUAAGGGGUGCUACUCGGAUUUUGUUGCUAACAGACCUGCAGCUACAACCAUAGGCCCCUGAAUCAUUUCUAUCUUGUUGUAAUCUUUCUGGUGAUGAGCUCAAACAAGCACAAACAAAACAAGUAUCCCACCUGCUCUGAAAAUGUAGAUUAGCUUCAUUUUGAGGCUACUUGAGGUUAGCAGCUAAGAGCUAGUGCACCAAACACCUGCCCCCCUCCAGAAGUAAAAUUCAGUCAGAAAACAAAUUAGCUAAAAAUGUAGUUGGAUUCUGACCAGGAUCACGUGUUUAGUUGCUAACGGCUAGUUAGCGGCUAGUGGUGAGCAGGUAGCGGUGGCGCGGGGCUAAGUCCGGGCAGAGCAGGGGUGCGAUGGAGUACCACUCCGGUGGCAGCCUGCCCCUGCUGGGGAGACCGCGGUACUGCCCCGGGGCCAACGCUAAUGGAGGAUACCUGUGUGAGACGGGACACUGCUGCGGAGAGACCGGCUGCUGCACCUACUACUACGAACUCUGGUGGUUCUGGCUGCUGUGGACCGUCCUCAUCCUGUUCAGCUGCUGCUGCGCUUACCGACACCGCCGAGCCAAACUGAGAGUCCAGCAGCAGCAGAGACAGAGGGAGAUCAGCCUGCUGGCCUACCAUGGAGCAAGCUCCUACCCCUCCUCCAUGCUGGACCUCAGUUUCCUGGCGUCUCUUAAGUUGCCCUCCUAUGAGGAGGUGGCCGCUCAGCCGUCAACCCCUCCUCCACCCUACAGCUCUGUGUUCACUACCCCACGCUACCCGCAGCCCCCCCGCACUGUCGACCCUCACCUGCUCACGCAGCAUGGCCCACUGCUGCACCGGCCGCUCAGCGAUGGUCCCUCCUCACUCAGCUCUGAUAACAGCUCCAGUUGUUCCUGCGACUCCUGCUGCCCCUCCUCUCCGUGUAGCUCCUCCCUAUCGGCACCUGUCACGUAUGAGACAGACACAAGCCACGCCUCCACGCCCAGUGAGGCCGCGCCCCUCACUCUUGAUGUCACCAUGGAAACCAUCACCGCCGGGGCAACCUGCUUAGAGGUAAAUGAGACACGAUUUGCCUCUGAGAGGAUGGUUGCCACGGUGGCCAUUGACGUCAGCGAAGCAGACGCUGCCGGAGCUCAGGAACCUGUUGCCACGGACUCACCGGUUCCCAACCAGACUGUUACUGUGGCCGUUGUUACUAGGGCAGCCUCCCCUCAACCUCUGCCCUCUCCUGGUUCUGAGGUUGCCAUUCCUGUUGGAAGUACGUCCCCCAUAAAUCAACAGCUUGAUCUAACACCGUCUACCCAAAUAGUUAGCACCUGUAGCUCAAGUACACUCCCUAGUCCAAGUGCUGUUGACACAGCACUCCCCACCAUCCAAAUAAUCAGUAUUGAGGACCCAUCUGAGUGCCCUGAAACUACCCCUGCCCCGAAAAUCACUUCAGGCCCUUCUACACCAACAGAUAGCACUUCUGACAGACCCACAGCCAACCUAACCCCAGAAACCCUCAAUCUCACAAGAACUUUUGAUACAUCCAACGUUCCUAGUAGCCCAGCCUCAGUACUGUCCCCAAAUGUUGGAAGAACUUUGGCCCUGAUAACAGGCUCUGCUGGUCUCCCAACCCUGGACCCAAAUCCUAGCCUUGUGCCAAUCUCGGCACCUUCAAACCCUACCCAAGCUCCGGACCCAGUACCUUCAAACCUUACCCAGACUUCAAUUGAAGUACCUUCAAAGCUUACCCAAGCUCCAGACCCAGUGCCUACAAACCUUAACCAAGCUGCAGACACCGUACCUACAAACUUUACUCAAUCUCCAAAAGCAGUACCCACAACCCUUACACCUUUUCCAGACCAACUAUUGCCAAAUCUUACCCAGGCUCCAGAGUCAGUACCUUCAAACCUGAUCCCCUCUCCAGAACCAAUAUUGCCAAACCUUACCCAAGCUCCAGAGCCAAUACCUUCAAACCUUACCCCAGUGCCAGACCCACAAACUAAAACCACCCUCGUACCUGAUUCCUCACUCAACCAUGUUCUAACUCCCGCACAUUCAAACCUUACCCUAGCUACAGAUGCAGCACCCACUUCACCCACAUUAUCCCAUUGCCAGAACCCAGAGCUGUCACCUGGGUCAGGUCUUACCCUGGUUCCUCCCAGCCCCAUGUCAGAUCUGCCCAAACAGCCGGGGGCUGUAGCUGUUCUUGAAUCUUGUUUAGAUCCAGAUACAGCACUGGCUGAUUCGGGUCCUUGUCUGGUCCUGACUCAGUUGUCAGGGUCAGACAUUAUCGGCCCAUUACCAUCAAAUAUCCAGACUGGUUUAAGCUCUGGAUCUGGUUCUGGAUCAUGCUCUGGUGUUGGUUCCAGAUCAGGUACACUGCACUGUCCUGCCCCAGUGCUCACCUUCCCAACACCUGUAUCCUCCUCUUCCUCCUCUUCCUGCCCAGCCAUAACCAUAGAGUUGGAAUCAAAUUUUGCUCCUCUUCAGUCACCCCGCUCAGCCCUCUCCCCAUCCUCACCCGCAUCCCUUCCCUCUCCUACGUUUCUCCCCUCCCCUCCAGCCCUGCCUUCCUCCUCCCUCCCAGCCCCAGCUUUACUCCUGGACCCCCUCACAGCUCUGCACCAGUCCGACAAAGGUGCAUCGUCGUCUGGCCAUGCUUCCUCACUCUCCCCCUCACCUCGUGCCACUCAGUCCCCUCCAAAACAGACUCUCUUCUCCCCCUGUGUGGACAUCUUUGAACCAGGACCUCCCAACUGGGAGGAUGGAGAGGAAGAGCAGGAGGAGGAGGACAACGAUGAUGAUGAGGAAGAUGACAUGGGAGCCGAUGAGAGCCAGUAUAGACAUCGACGACUAACUGGUGACUCUGGGAUCGAGGUGUGCAGGUGUCGGGUAGAGGAUGAAGAUGAUGAAGAGGAGGAGGAAGAAGAGGAGGGGGAAAGGAAGGAAGAUGGUAGGAGAGGUGGAGGAGGAGACAGGGAUAAAAAAGGAGGUGGAAACACUGAUCUCCAUGAUAGUGUGGACUGCCCCGUCAGAGGUCAGAUAACCACAGGGGAAGGACUUACACUGUGUAACCCCACCUCCACCACUACACCAACAUCAGAGGACAGUGGAGAAGUCGUCAUUGUCAUGGAGACCGUGUGAUUGACAUCAAUGGGCAGAUCACAGCAUUCGUCAUCCAAACAAGGGAUGAAGAGAAAGUAAAUUAUGGCAUCCACCCUUAAAACUGUUUUUGGAAAUUGUUCUGUAACCAGGAGUUUGUCAACGCAGAUGUUGAUGAGUCACAUCAUAUCAAUACAUGUUGCUACUUCAGCAGCUGUUAGUCAGACCAGCACAGGUACCGGAUGGGUCACAGGAAGAAAUUCAACAGGAAGCAUUUCCUCAACUCUAACUGCGAGUUGAAAUUUUAAUUAACCGUGGUUCCAGGCUUCUGCAUGGUGAGUACCGGUGUGUUUAAAUAGGAGGAGAGGUGUUACUCAGAUUGCAUCCAAGGUUGAUAAAGUUUUACAGCCUCUAUAGAACCACUUGAGAACUGUUUUCAGCUAUUUGUAAAAUUUCAAGAAAGAUUAGGACCCUUGCUUUCCAUUUGAUUCCAACAGAGUAAAACUGGAGAGUUGUCUAUUUAUGAGGAAUGCCUAAAUCUCCACCAGAGGGUAUGAUCAGAGAGUGACCUGAAACAGCUUGCUUCGACAUGUCUGUAGAUCAAUUCAGAAAUGUUGUCAGUCAGAGUGAACAGCCUAAUAAUUUGGAUUUGUUUGUAGAGGUUAAAAGUGACACCGUUCACUGUCUUAUCUUUAGCUCUAAUUUCCAAAAUACUUAGAGUUUCAGAAGAGUCGGUCAAACGUACCCAGUGGAGUUACAUUCAGUCUGUCUCUAAAGCUCGUUGUUUGUAUCCUUGAAGCCUGAAAAAUAUGUUGAAUUAAUUCCCUUCCUCAUAUUUUAAAGGGAUAUUCCUCCGAUUUUACGUUUACCAGAGGAAGAAAGAUCUGAUGAAGGAUGCCAUUGUGUUUUUCUAAGUGGACCCUGCUUCAGUUUUAACUAUUCUUGUUUUACUCCAUAUAUGUCCAUGUACAUCCCCACGUGAAUGUAAACCAAAAUGGGAACCUGCCUAUCAAAAUAUUGUUCCAUAGCAUUAAUACUGAUCCACAGGGUACCUUCAACCUGAACUACUAGUCAUUAUAAGCUUGCUAACCAGCCAGCAGCAGAUUUUAAAGGAUACUUUGGUUAGCUAACAAGCUGAACUUCCUGAAAACAAAAUCAGUGAGGAUCAGACUGAAAUGCAAAUUGGCCAUCAAUCAUUCAUUUUCAGGUCUGUUGACAGAUAUCAAAGCAGGUUGUUAAUCACAAAGCUAAUCCUGAGUCCAUGUCUUAUGGGAGGUACCGUAAUUAUCAGUUACCAACUUGUAAAUAGCGCUCACACAUCAGCAUCCAAGUAAUUAAUGAAUUAAGACUCUGACACUGAUCUUUUUGAAACUUUGCACUUAAUAAUACAGCAUCAAAAAUCUGUCGUUCAAAGUAGUUAAAGGUUGGUAUAAUAGAUAUAGAGCUGCAUUGACCAUGCACAGGAUUUUUUUUUUUUUCUGUAGUCAUACGGCUGUGUCGAUUGGUCCAAUGACGUCCACACUCACAAGUCACAAACGUCAGAAUCAUUCCCAUCUCCGCUUUCCGUCCCACAUAAAGACUGCGAACGUGGUCGCCUUGGUCUGCUUUAUGCCUCUGACAGAAAGUACAUAGUGUUUCUUGCAUCUAUCUGUCAACAACAAGAAAAGAACAACUUUAAAUAGUUGAAGAUUUAGCAGAAGACACCUCGCUUGUCUUGGGCACUGACAGGGGUUUGGAAACGUGCCGGGGACAAAUUGGCUGUUUUGGAAAUGAAGAGAGACUGAUGUAGGAGGAUGAUUCACUCUGACUGACAGAGGGAAGACUGAUUCAUUCAUUAGAGGGAAUGAUUUGAUGAAGAAGUCUGUCAGGAAAGCAGAAUUAGGUGGGUAGUUUAUGAAACGGGAGAGACAGCUUCUCAGAUUUGAUGCGACCGUGGCAACUUGAUCCUAUAUGGAAGGUUUUAGGGCGGAGGGAUCGGCUGGUUUCCUGUGCGUUGGCCUUUCAGCAGAGAAAAGCUUUUGCAUAAAUAGGAAUAAACAAUGGGCGCUGUUAGACAGAAACAAAGCACCAAACAGAACAGAGAUGAGAGCACGUCAUCAUUCCCGUCUUUGUCUCUUUUUCUGAAUCUGAGGUCAGAUGGAACAACACAGACGCCACAGAAGCUACUUUCAGUCCCUGUCUAAACUCUGAAAUUACCUUUCACAUUGUGCAUGUCUCAAUUCAUAGACACCUCUCCUUUUUUGUCAUUCAGAAUUCUUAAUAAAUUCUACAAAAAUCACCAAACAAGUCGAGCUUUUUCAGGGCCUUCAAAAUGACAGUAACCUCAAUCAAUAAAUCGUUAAAAACUACAGAAGCCGAGUCAUUAGAAUUUAUUUUUAGGCCAUUGUUGUAUAUUACAUAUUAAUGUAUUUGUACACUGUCAGGUUGAUAGGCGUGUCAAUAUUGAUAUUUUGUGACAGAAAGACUUAAAGGUAGAGUAUAUUUUGUCAAUGACAGAGUGUUAGUAACAUUUGUAUUGUACAUGCUGGUGUAUUUCUAACCACCUUAGCAUCUGAAAUUAGUGAAGAGCAAUAUUUUUCAUCAGCAAGAGUCUGUGUGUAAAUAACCCCCUCCAGAAAAUUCAGGACAGCUGCUUCAGGAAGGGUUGAUAGCAAAGAAAAGCAUUGUCAUUGUUGGGUGAGAACCUUGUUACUCCAGUUCAGGUGAUUGGCCCUGUCGUUUGGGCAAUUGCCACACUAUUAGCUCGAUAAAAAUCUGUCCUGAACCCUCCAGACAAACUGAAAAAUGCAUCAGGGUGAAGAAGAAAACAGUCAACACCUUGGAGAUCUGACAUUUUUACCCAACAACAGCAGUAAAAUGAUUGUAAGAGCAGUUUUAACAGAUGAGUCACUUCCAACACGCUUGAACAAGGUAUGGCAUCACACAUUUGUAAUACUUUUUAAUUGUGUCAAUGAAGAAAUGCUAUCUUUGUUAUCUUUGUCCGCAUUAUGAUAAUAACCUGUUCAACAAAACAUUCAUAGAUAUUUGCUUCAAGCAAGAGGCUCUCCCACUCUCUCUUUUCACUGGGACUAAAGGUUGAACAUAGGAUUUAGUCAGACGUGCGUUACUUUUUCUUACACCUGCUUCCACAAAGUGCACUUGUUUUUUUGCAGCUUGUCAUGAAAGCUGUGUUAGAAAAGUUUCACAAAUGUGUGUUGAUCCAAACCAGAUGUUGAAAGUGUGUUGGAAAAGACGCCAGAGUAAACCAACGUGUAGCCAAUGAGACAAAGAGUGUGCAGUGACGUUAUUAGAUUGUACUUGCGGGUGAUUGCUUGAACCAGAACUCCUCAAAGUGGGAAUGUUCAAAUGACAUCUUAUUCAGACUGGAUUUAUGCCUGUAGGGGAGGGGGAGGGGUGAUUUCAACAUUACCUGCUCCAAUAAGUGAUUGGUGGAUGUGGGAAAUAUAUCAGCCCCACAGUAAUAAUUAUAGCCACAAUGACCUAAUGGUCCUCCUGUAAUUUAAAGCCCAUCCAGAGUGAUGUCCUUGUAUUUGAAAGUGGAUCUCUUGAGCAAGAGCUGCUUUUGCUUUUACUUUACAUAUUUACAAAUCACCUUGGUGUGAAAUUUGACUUUUGUGUGAAAAUUGAGGACGUCAAAAAUGUUAUCGCUAACCUGAUAGAUGGAAACAUGAUAACACCAAUUUAUAGGCCUCGCUGGGAACCAACAUGAUUUUGAGCUCUGUGUUUUUUAACAUUAUAUUUUGGCAGCUUGGCGCCAAUAAAAGUGAAUUAGCUACUAGCUGUUUGCAGAAGACCCACUGGAUGUACAGACAACCAACACUUUGAUACAAAAAACACUUAGAAACCUGAUGAUUCUCAGGCAUGUUCUGCAAGAUACAGGAGCAUCUUUUUUGUAUGAUUUCUAAGCAGAUUUAUGGACCUUUAUUUGUGAUGGACAUAUCCUCGGGACGCGUAACUCACACUGAAUGAUAUCAAUAUAUGUUUCCUGACUUAGUGAUCAGGUUUGACUGAGUUAUGACUCUGACAGGGAGUGAGACUUUUGUCCUGCUGAAUGUCCAUGUCUAUCACAAACCAUUUUCUGUAAUUUCACCAUGGUUAAAAUGGCGUCUUGAAUGAUGGGUUAAAUCACCAAAGAGCACAGUGAAUGUUUCACUCCCCACCUCCCCUCUGAUGUUAAUCCAGUCGGAAAGGGGCUUUUGAAAGUAAAGACAUGACAUCUUGAGGCAAUAUCAUGUUAGGAGGAAAGUGAUGUUCUCAGGCUCCCUGUGUAACUAUGGCAACCGCUGUGGAGCAGUGGUCACCUGAUGAUUGUGUCAUUCACCUGUAUCAUUAACUCAGCCUUCUCCGAUGGAAAGACCUUGAGUCUGUUUGACUGAUCCUUAAACCCUGUGUCCAUGCUGCAUUACAACACGGACUGGUUGCAAAAGGACAAUGGGUGUGUCUUCGCUGACAUAGUGACCCAUACGGAUGCCAAUGAUGGACAAAGCUAUGUUGGACUUCAUUAUGACAAAAGCAAUGUCCUGCCAUGGAGAGGACGUGAUGGAAUGGACAGAUGUUUCAAACUGAUUGGCAGCUGGAUAUUUUCUGGACUGCUGGACGUCUUGGUACUCAGUUUGGCAACCAAUGUGCACAAGAUUGGAUUCACACACGGAUGGAUAACCACAAUCCAAUCUUCCUUUUCUAAACCUCUGUGGGUAAAUUCACAGACAUAGAAAUCUGGUUUUGCGCCGAUCCAGACUUUGGAGCAGUCCAGGAGAUUCUCUGAUGAUGUCUUUGAUUCAUCUCAGACUGAGGUCUAAAACACGACCUUGUUCGAUUGAAUCCAGGCAAAAUUUGCGCCUGUGGACUGAGAGUUCGUCGAGGCUGAAGGACCUCCUUGAGAAAGCUCAAAGGUGACACCGAGCCGUUGAUGUUGUGGUUGAUGUUGUGGUUGAUGGUGUUUUUUGUUUACCUGAACUAAUAAGGUUAUAUAUCUCCAUGGUUACAGAGUGCCAUUUCUACUUGACAACUGUUACUACUUAGCAUUAGAUAGAGUUGUUCCUGCUCUGUGUGGGUGUGAACUUUCAACCAGAAUGACUGGAGAAAUGUUGUCAGAAAUCUGUCUGUAGCUCGGGUUCCCAAAGGCUCUCAGCUCUCGGAUCAGCCUCAUGAAGGGAAUGCAGCUGGUUUUGAUGCGACAUCUGUCACUUCAUUGAGGAUUUUUAUCUAAAUGCUCUCACAGCACCGGUUGACAGCGUCUGUAAGGGUCAAAACAGAAUGAAACUGUAGUAGAAGCCGACAAGGUAGGUCGGGACAACUUCAGCAGAAUUCCUGGAGUCACAAAGUGAGGGUGAGUUCCUACGUAGCUUCAUAGGUUCUGCAAGGCACCAGCAUUGCCAAGGUUUGGGGUUCACCUCCCGCUGAAGUUCAUGACACUCAAGAUAUCGAUACUCAUUGGGCUUUGAGGCAUUUAGGGGUUAAAUCUUCAACCUAAUGAUAAAGCUGGGAUGAUCUCCCUGUACGCGAGGCUGAUAUCAGGGCCGAGCUCACUUUUGGAAACCCGUUCUUUCUCUUUUUGUUGAGUUUUUCAUUAAAUGUCGGUGGACGAAAACAUUGAACAACAGUCCUCUCUCGGAGUUUCACACUGACUGGAUUCACACUGACAGGUCAGAUUUGGUUUCAACCCAAAAUUGACCCCAGUAUGAUUGCUUAAAAGCUAUAAUUGAUUAUUUGACUACCUUUAGUCCUCAGAUUACCUUUGAAAUUCUUAAAGUAAAGGUUUCAGACUUCUUUAGAAACUUUGGCUGCAAAUAAAGUUUAGUUUAUCAACCUCUACCGGUGAUCAGCUCCACUAGUCAAGGUUCCCUCCAGUAUAGCUAGGUAGAAAUAAUUUAUUUUACAUUGUUGUUACUGUCAACUUUUACGGUGGAAUGUUUUCUUGCGUGUUUCUCAAUGCAUGAGUUGACAGUGUUUGACACUUUAGUGGUGACUGGAUCUUCAAGUGCUUGAAUAAGUGUUCAUGAAAACUGCAAAUAUUCUACUUCAUCACUUGGAAAUAGAAUUAUAUAAGAAUAUUCUGGAUCUGCAUCUAAAAGACUCAAGAUUAAUAUCUUUACGUAUCACACACUUUAUCAUCCGACUGUCAACACUUACUGACCCAGACUGGAACAGAUUCAGUCCAACUUGAUGCCUCGGCUCAACAUUCAUAAUGGGUGAUCCCACCUUCAACUCUGUGGUAACUCAAAUUAUGUCCUUGUCUUCUCACCCCGAUAUCUACCCCCCAUUGGUGAUCUGAUUGUACUGUGAAGCAGUAUGCUAACUUAGUCACAAAGGUCAGUGACUGAAGACUACAUCUGGGCAUUUUUCUGCAAUGCAGUCAUCAGAUUGUUGGGGAGGGAUGGGAGGAAAUAUACAAGUCAGCUGAGUAGAAGAAGAGGUGGAGGCGGCAGGUAUUUAGUGCACCUUGGGUGAAUUUCAGACACAUUAUCAUCGGCAGGUGAAAAGCAACAGCUUAUGUGGAAAUAACAGCAUCACAAGUUCUGAUUAUGGUUGCUAAUGGUGCAUCACUUUGCAGGUAUCCAGGCUAUAAAUGGAAAUCCAUCAUUAGAACACGCUGCAAGAGCUGUUCGGAGAGAUCCGAAAAGGUGUUUUUUUUAGAAGCUGUCAACAUCAUCAGUUUGGGCAUCAUGUGAACCUUAGUUCUGAGAGAGAGGGCUGAGGAGACGGUGAAAGGUGAGGAUGAGGUGGUUCCAUUAAUAUGAAAAAACCCACUUUGAUUCAGAAGCCCAACAAAAUAAAGGUUAAAGCUUCAAGUUUCAACAGAAGCUGAAACAACUAAAGUUUUUUUUGAGAUUCCUAGAUAUUGUCACAUCAGUCUAAUCUGGGUAACCAGUCAUUCAGAGUUCUGUCCUGUAAAACCUGCACUGACCCUGAAACGUGAACCCAGUCAACGUUUUUGACAACUCUGACUUUUGGCCUCAUUCAAUUUUUUACCAUUUUGGACCCUUUGAUCAACUUUCACUUGUUCUAUGAGGAGAUUUGAAGCAGCGCCACCAGUGUUGUUUGACAAAAUGAUUUAAUUUACUAAAACUUAAAGUAUGUUCCUUCUCUCGUAGGAGCCCCUCCCUCUGUCUAAAGAAUGUUUUCUCGUUAUCUCUUCUCUUCUGUCCUUCCUUUUUGCAUGAGGUUUCUGUCGGAGGAGUCGAAGGAAGCAGAGAAAAGAUCAGUCUUUAAAAUCCCUUAAUAUUACGAUGAUAACGAUGCUAAUUAUUAGUAUUAUCUAAUUAAUAGUGAGUGUGUAUGUGUGGAUGUACGUAUGUGUGUGACCUAACUAAACCAGCCUGUUCUAACAAUGUGUGAAGAUAUACUGAAUAAACUUGUCAAAUCUA